AUGCCCAGGCGCAAUGUGACUACCGUAAAAAGAACAGCCAAAACCUCAAGUUAUUUUGUCCGAUCAAGGGGGAAGAACGGCAAAUCUGGCAAUGGAGAUUUAUCGCAGACUUGGGGGCAAGUCAAGAGAAGGGAUAUCAAGUCUGAUGAAAAGAAUAUAUGCACGAUUAGUGCUGUAGAUGGGGAAUCUCCGUUGACACUAGAUGAUGAUGAGCCCGCGUGUCGAGAUGUCGUGCCUGUGUUGGCACAGACACAGACAUGCGAGUUAGUCUUGACAGCCAUGACAGAGCUGCAGAAUCAAACUACUAGAUCUGAUCUUGAGAACCAGGGGGAUGUAGAGAUUGCAAUUCCUACGGCUAGUGCUCAUGUGUUGACGGAGCAAUUACUGCUUCAACCAGUUGAUGCAACGGAGAUCGUCGACCGAGGGGAUACUCCUACUGACUGCGACGACGACGACGACGUUGAUGAUGAUGAUGAUAUCACGAAUCUAGAAAAAGGAUCAUUGUUUCAACUUCCGCCUCCAAUUAAAAAAGAACAAGUACAAAAACGCCCCAGAUCAUCCUCCCCCCGCAAACAACCCCCAAAACUAAGCCCCUACUUCCCCAAACCCCUCCCUCUAAUCGAAGCAUCCUGCCUCCCCUUCCCACCAAUCUCAGCACCGACCUUCGGCCUAAUCCAAGAACAACUCUCCCUCUCUCCCUUCCGGCUUUUGAUCGCCACGAUAUUUCUGAAUCGAACCCGGGGGCCCGUCGCAAUACCCGUUCUUUUCAAACUGUUCGAUGUAUAUCCCACAAUUGAAGACAUGGCAUCCGCAAACCAUGAGGAUAUAGUGGCGAUAAUCCGUGGAUUGGGGUUCCAAAAUCAACGAGCUACAAAAUUCAUUGCCUUGGCGCGGAAGUGGCUUGAGUCUCCGCCAGAGAAGGGGAAGAGGUAUCGCAAAUUGAACUAUCCACUGAAACGGGAUGGGGCGGAUAUUGCCUCUGACGAGAUUGUGCCCGAUGAAGAUGAUCAUUAUGCCGGUGAUGGGCAGUCUGAUAAAAGAGUGGCAUGGGAGAUAGCGCAUUUACCUGGCGUGGGCGCAUACGCCAUUGAUUCGUGGCGGAUAUUUUGUCGAGAUCAUCUUCGCUACGGCCCAUCGCCCUCGACUACACCCGAUGAUAGUUGUUGCCCUGAGCCAGAAUGGAAACGAGUCCUCCCUCAAGACAAAGAGUUACGAGCCUAUCUCAGCUGGAAAUGGCUCCAGGAAGGAUGGGUAUGGAACUGUGAGAAUGGGACGCGACAAAAAGCCGAUGCAGAAAUGACGAAGAGAGCUGAAAAGGGUGGUGUGGCGUUUGAAGGUGGGGAUGGGCAUUUGGUUGUCAUGAAUAUUCAACCUACUUCAACUAGUGUACAUGGACUGCGGGACGUAAGAAAGGCUGGGUUUACAUUGGACUGUCCUUGA
Talaromyces marneffei is the source of this 1440-nucleotide messenger RNA. RefSeq lists its product as uncharacterized. NCBI's taxonomy places the organism in Eukaryota, Fungi, Ascomycota, Eurotiomycetes, Eurotiales, Trichocomaceae. Gene Ontology annotation, cellular component: nucleus. Gene Ontology annotation, molecular function: DNA binding; catalytic activity. The record is from RefSeq and is a predicted model, not a curated record. The transcript has a single exon. Bases 1 to 1440 code for a protein of 479 amino acids. Gene Ontology annotation, biological process: base-excision repair.